AUGCGGAAAUACAUGUCAUGCGAUUAACAAUUAAUCCUUUAUUAUAUAUUUGUUAGGAUGGAGUUCAGAGGAUUUUUCAUUGGUCAUAUUGGCGAUAUGUGCGGUGCGUCACAUAUGUUAAACAAUUACGAUAUGUUGCGGAACAGCUGUUUGAAUAAAUUAUUGUAUAUUAUCUUUUUGUGUAUUAUCUUCUUAUCUAAUACAAAUGGAAAAAAUGCGCCACAAAAAAAUGUGCUUCUGUUGCUGGCUGACGAUGCAGGAUUUGAAAUGCGAUCUUACUUGAACAAAAUAUGUCAAACUCCUAAUUUGGAUAAAUUAGCAAAGGAAAGUUUACUCUUCAACAAUGCAUACACAUCAGUCAGCAGUUGUUCACCAAGUCGCUCAGCAAUAUUAACUGGAUUACCAAGUCAUCAAAAUGGAAUGUAUGGCCUUCAUCAUGGAAUUCAUCACUUCAAUUCUUUUAAUAAUAUUCAAAGUUUACCAAAAAUAUUGAAAAGAAAUAAUAUACGAACAGGAAUUAUUGGUAAAAAACAUGUGGGUCCGAGUAACGUUUAUCCAUUUGAUUUUGCGUAUACAGAAGAGAAUAAUUCCAUUCUUCAAGUGGGCCGCAAUAUUACUUACAUAAAGCUACUAGUCCGCGAGUUUCUCUCACAAAAUAAAACUCAACCCUUUUUUUAUGUUGCCUUUCAUGAUCCGCAUCGUUGUGGGCAUUCUCACCCAGAGUAUGGCAAUUUCUGUGAGAAAUUUGGUAAUGGUGAUGUCGGAAUGGGUACAAUUCCUGAUUGGAAUCCAAUAUAUUAUCAAUGGGAACAAGUUAAGGUACCUUAUUAUAUUCAAAAUACCGAGGCUGCCCGGAGAGAUAUUGCUGCCCAAUACACAACAAUAUCUCGAUUAGAUAAAGGUGUUGGUCUUGUUCUGGAAGAAUUAAAAAAUGCAGGAUUCAAAGACAAUACAUUAGUAAUUUAUACAUCCGACAAUGGUAUACCUUUCCCAAAUGGUCGUACUAAUUUGUACGAUUCAGGUUUGGCUGAACCUAUGAUGAUAUCAUCACCAAUUCAAGGCCAUAGGAAAAACAGCGUAACGUACAGUAUGACAUCUCUACUAGAUAUAGUACCUACAAUACUAGAUUGGUUCAAUAUAACUUACAUGGAUCAAGAUUCCGAUGAAAUGUCGUCUCUACAAUUGACUGGCAAAUCUCUUAUACCACUACUUCACAAAGAACCCGUAGAAAAUAACACAGCGAUCUUUGCUAGCCAAACACAUCAUGAAGUUACCAUGUAUUAUCCUAUGCGUGCCAUUAGGACUAAACGCCACAAACUUAUACAUAAUAUCAACUACAAAAUGCCAUUUCCUAUUGACCAAGAUUUUUAUGUAUCUCCGACUUUCCAAGAUAUUCUAAACAGAACGAAGCAUCAUCAACCUUUACCGUGGUAUAAAACAUUAAAAAAAUAUUAUCAGAGACCAGAAUGGGAAUUAUAUGAUCUAAAAUAUGAUCCAGAAGAACUAAACAAUAUAGCUUUCAAACCAUCUAUGAAGAGUGUACUUAUUGGACUUCAAAAACGACUAUUUAAUUGGCUAAAGAUAACAAAGGAUCCAUGGCUUUGUGCACCAGAUGGUGUUCUGGAGAAUAUUGGCCAAAACAAUGAACCUCAAUGUAUGCCACUGAACAAUUUUGAUGAUUGAGAUUAUUCCUAAUAUUCAUGGUUGUCAAUUAUUACAUCCACUUUUUUAUAAUUUUAUAUUCCACUGUAGACACUUUUUACUAAUAAUAAUAGGUGUUAAAUUUAAGUUACAAAAAAUAAUAUUCCAUAAUCUAUAAUUUAUACUUAAGCAAUGAAUAGAGAUAAGAUGUAAUACUCAGCGCAAUGUAUAUAAAUUAUAACCAUUUUCCAACUAUUAAGAGCAUAAGAAAUUAAAUAACAAUGAAAUUGUUCAGUUGGCUAAAAAUAACAAAAAGUCCGUAAUUGUAUGUAUUAGAUAGUAUUCUAGAAAAUACUGGACAAAAGCAAUGAAUCUGAAGCCAUAUAUGCCAUUAAGUAAUUUUGAAAAUUAUAUUAAAAUACAUUUCUAUUGAUUUUUGUUGAUA
Pogonomyrmex barbatus (red harvester ant) is the source of this 2086-nucleotide messenger RNA. RefSeq names its product N-sulfoglucosamine sulfohydrolase (gene Sgsh). Gene Ontology annotation, biological process: heparan sulfate proteoglycan catabolic process; glycosaminoglycan catabolic process. Gene Ontology annotation, molecular function: N-sulfoglucosamine sulfohydrolase activity. The record is from RefSeq and is a predicted model, not a curated record. Lineage: Eukaryota; Metazoa; Arthropoda; Insecta; Hymenoptera; Formicidae.